UUAGGAGGCGGAUUAGUGAUUUGAAUGUUAGGGGGCGUGGCCUGGCGCUCUGAGAGGGAAAUUUGUCAGGAAGAAGCGGAACGUUAGAAGAACCGAGCAUUUGCUACGAAAUACUAAAGUUCUGUUGAUUUUUUGUGGAAACAAAUCAGGCGAAACUUCUGCAUCAUGUCACACAAGCAGAUCUACUAUUCCGACAAAUACGACGACGAGAAGUUUGAGUACAGACACGUCAUGUUACCUAAAGACAUCGCUAAACGUGUCCCCAAGACACACCUGAUGUCGGAGACGGAGUGGCGCAACCUGGGAGUUCAGCAGAGUCAAGGCUGGGUGCACUACAUGAUCCAUCAGCCUGAACCUCACAUCCUUCUGUUCCGCCGUCCUCUGCCCACGGCUAAACCCCAGUGAUAGAAAGCAGGUGGAGAAGGACUUGAUACACACUGCAGAAGGAUGACAAAGAAAAGAUGGAAGUCUGGAGAGCAUCGAUGAAAUUUGUUGUCACUUCCUUUUGAUUAUAGGUGGAAUCUGUUCGGUUUUGUAAAGGUUUUCUUGUUGUUCCACACAUUUGCAUAAAAAGCAGAUUGUUUUUUUCGCAGCAUUAUUCUGCUGAAGGAAAGCGUGUUUAGAAAAUGCAGCCUGUGGAAAAAGCAGUUAUAACAUAUGCUUUGCAUUUAAACAGUGAUUGAAGCUUAUUUUUCCCUGUGUUACAUUACAGAACACUUUGCAUGUUGUUUAUAGUACUGUGACUGUUUGCCAUCUUCCAAACAUUAUUUAUGAUCUUUUUCCUUUUUUUUAAAAAAUCUACUUUAAAAUUAAAAAUGUUCUGAAAAAAAUUGUGGUGUGGUUAUAAUUACAUGAAUCUGAUAUCCGGUGUCCACAAACUUUUGGCCAUAUAGUGUAUAUACGGUCCACAGCAGUCACAUGGAAAUUGCAAAAGUUUAGGUCUUUUUCUCAUUUGUUUCGAAGAAGAGACUGUUGGAAGUAGAUGUUUGUCUGAUGCUGCUGUUUUUUUCUGUUGACAUUUGAUUCAAUCAUUUAUUACCUAUAACUUUAAUACAUUUUAAUUAGCAUCCAAAUAAAAAUAAAACGGUAUAAGAAUUUAA
Messenger RNA from Silurus meridionalis, 1100 nucleotides. It is a transcript of the gene cks1b, whose product is annotated as CDC28 protein kinase regulatory subunit 1B. Gene Ontology annotation, biological process: regulation of mitotic cell cycle. Lineage: Eukaryota; Metazoa; Chordata; Actinopteri; Siluriformes; Siluridae. Gene Ontology annotation, molecular function: protein kinase binding; cyclin-dependent protein serine/threonine kinase activator activity; histone binding. The record is from RefSeq and is a predicted model, not a curated record. The coding region runs from base 166 to 405 and encodes 79 amino acids. Gene Ontology annotation, cellular component: SCF ubiquitin ligase complex; cyclin-dependent protein kinase holoenzyme complex. The transcript has 4 exons.